Molecule: messenger RNA, 2864 nt
Organism: Synchiropus splendidus (mandarinfish)
Lineage: Eukaryota; Metazoa; Chordata; Actinopteri; Syngnathiformes; Callionymidae
Product: sortilin
Exons: 20
Coding region: 10-2418 (802 amino acids)
Biological process (GO): Golgi to endosome transport; vesicle organization; endocytosis
Cellular component (GO): membrane; Golgi apparatus
Molecular function (GO): protein binding
Source: RefSeq, a predicted model, not a curated record
ACCUCGGAUAUGAUCUGGAGGCUCGUGGUCCUCACUCCUCUCAUCCUCCUUCUGCGAUGCGCUGACGGGAGCACGACCUUCCGCCGGACGCAUCGCCAUGCCAGUCGAAGCAGGAGAGACGUCGGCAGCAGCUCAAAGGUCCCCCGUGGACCCCCCUUCUCCUCUUGCCUGGUCCCACUCACACCUGAGGAGCACAGAGUUCUGGACCGCAGCACGCACGAGACAGGUUUCCACGGUGAUGAUGGCUCCUAUGUGAUCCUCACAUGGGUAGGCGAUGAGACCGGAGUGGUGCUGGUCCUCUCGACUAUCAGCGCCCCGAUCGACUCUUUCUUGUCUGGAGGCUCCUCGCGACUCUACCGCAGCACUGACUAUGGGAAGUCCUUUCACGACAUCUCGCAGCGCAUCAACCACACUUUCAUCAAGGAGGAGUUCGGUGUCAGUGUGGGGCCCGGGAGUUCCGUGAUCCUGACCGCCGACACUCCGGUGGUGGACCACCCCGGCGGGAUCAUCUUCACCUCCACGGACGCCGGCGCCACCUUCAAAUUCAUCCAGCUGCCGUUUCACCUGGCGGAACCCAUCACGUACCACUUCCUCAACCCGGAUUACCUGGUGGCGCUCAGCAUCGACGGAAGUCUGUGGCUCUCCCUGGACUUUGGUGCCAAGUGGACCAAAGUCCAUGAUGGAGUGCAUUCUUUCUCCUGGGGGGGCGGAGUCAACCUGUUCUUCAGCUGCAGUAAAGUGGACACGGUGGAGGCAGAUGAAAGAGGAGAUCUCCGGCUCAAGAGGACCAACAAUCUGGGUAAAACCUUCACCACCAUCCACGAAGACAUCUACAGCUUUGGAUACAUCGGAACCUUUCUCUUCUUCUCCGUCAUGGAGGACCCGCGAUCUCCUCGUGUCAUGUACUUCUCAUCAGACCAGGGAGACACGUUCAGCAAAGCUCUUCUGCCCUCUGCCUCCACUGAACAGUUUUACUCCAUCCUGGACGGAGAUGAGGACAUGCUCUUCAUGCACGUGGACCUUCCUGGAGACACCUACUUUGGAACCAUGUACACCUCUGACGACAGGGGGAUCCUGUUUUCCAAGUCGCUAGAGCGCCAUCUAUUCGACGGGCAGAGGAAGAGUGACUUUACCAACGUGACGUCUCUGAGGGGGGUGUACCUCACCAACAAGCUGGACAGAGACGGCCGCAUCAGAAGCGUCAUCUCCUUCAACCGAGGAGGCACGUGGCACCAGCUCAGCAAGCCUGACAACGUGGACUGCGCCGUGGACGUGAAGCAUUGCCACCUUCACGUCCAUGGAGAGCACAGCCGCAACAACCAGGUGGUGCCCAUGCUUCCCCUGACCGAGCCCAGCGCCGUCGGCCUGGUCCUCGCCCACGGAAGCGUGGGCGACGCUCUGUCCUCAACGCAGCACCCGGAUGUCUUCGUCUCGUCGGACGGAGGGUACACGUGGAGGGGGACGCUCAGGGGGCCCCACCACUACAGCAUCCUGGACUCUGGAGGGCUGAUUGUGGCCGUGGAAGCUCAGAGAGAAGGACAAGUCAAGACCAUCAAGUUCUCCACGGAUGAAGGCCAGUGCUGGAAGUCCUACAACUUCACCGAGCAGCCAUUCUUCUUCGCCGGUCUGUCAUCUGAGCCCGGCACCAAGGCCAUGAACGUCAGCGUUUGGGGCUUCAGGCCGGAAGAUGACGGGCAGCCCAUGUGGGUGGCCGUCACCAUCGACUUCCAGAGUCUCAUCACCAGAGAGUGUGGCGAGCAGGACUACGACGAGUGGCUGGCCCACUCCACCAACGGGGGGACCUCAGAAGAUGACGGUUGUGUUCUGGGGGUGAAGGAGACGUACAGGAGGCUGAAGAAGCGCUCCGUGUGCCGGAACGGUCGCGGCUACACGGUGGUGAAGAAGAGGAGCUCCUGCCCCUGCACCAGAGAAGACUUCCUCUGCGACUAUGGCUACCAUCGCCACGUGAACACGUCGGAGUGCGUGAGGGAGAGCAGCGUGAACAAGACCCUGGAGGCGUGUCUGGAGGGGGAGGAGGAUGAGCUUCUGACGGCGGGGUACCGGAAGGUUCCCAGCGACCAGUGCGAGGGGGGGUUCUCUCCCCAGCUCGCUGUCCAGACAGUGAUACAUCCUUGUGGAGUCAAGCCCAGUCCUGAUCCAGCUGCCGGGUCCGACUCUGCUGUGACUCACUUUGACACACCGCGAGAGCGGCUGGUGUUGAUCCUGGUGUGUGCAGGGGCCGGAGUCAUCGUCCUCAUCGCCGUCGUCUCCUCUGUCUUGGCUGUGAGGAAAGUGAUGCACCGGAACAGGAUCCCGGCGUAUCGCUUCUCCAACCUGCAGCUGCAGGACGACCACCACAGCUGCGCGGCUGAGCACGAGAGUGGCAACGGCACCGCCUGCCUCAUGACCCUGUCCUGACCACACCUCCACCGGGAGCCUUUGAGUGCCACAAUUCCCUGCUUUUGUAGUUUUGACAUUUGUUAUUUAUUCAUCUCUCCCACCCCCACUUUCAUCCACUCUUCAGUUUGUACAGUUUUUUUUUUUAUUUAAUAGUGUCACGUGUUUUAAAUGUGAAGUAAAUGUGCACUUAAAGCGACAGAAACAACGUUAUUGUUAUUUUCAUGACUGUUUUGUUCAAAAGCUGUGACAUUCCAGCCUCCAUUGUGUUGACCGAGAAAUUAAAGCCACUACAGAUGCCCGAAAAUAAAUAUACAUUUCCUGCUUUGCUAUACCGGUGCACCUGUUUUCCUAUUUCAAAACCCCAAGUUUAUUCUUCCCCUGCGUCCAUCCAUCCAUCGUCGCCGCUUAUCCGUUGCCGGGUCGCAGGGGCAGCAGCUUCAGGAGGUCACGCCAAACGCCCUACU